AGUGCUUGUUGAGCGACGGCAGCAACCGGCGUACACAAGGGGCUUGAGCAUCCUGUGGAGAGCGCGGGAGGUCAGGCCAUGAACUUGGGAGAUGGUUUAAAGCUUGAAACGGAGUUAUUGAAUGGAAAAACCAAGCUUAUAUUGUCUCCAUAUGACCAUAAAUCAAAAAUUUCUGGAAAGAUGGGAAGUAAGACCAAGAUUGCAAAAUAUCCCUUACGAACUAAAACUGGAUACAUUCUAAAAUCACAAAAUACUUGUGUCAGGAGUGAAAAAUUUUUGCAAAAGAAGAGAAUUGGUUCAGAAACUUCACUGCUAAAAGGUCAGUAUAGUCUAAAUUUAAACAAUAUUCCUGAUCAGCCAAAGGAUGAGAACAUCAUGGGACUUCUCCAAAAAACUGAGACUGUUUCAUCUAUUCAGGAUGAAAGCAAAUCUGUUUUAAAUAAAAAUCAGGUGACAUCUAAUCAGAGUGAGCAGAAAAUUUCCACAGAGAAUGUAUGGAAACCAGCUGACAUAUUCAGUACUCUGGGAGAAAGAGAACGUGAUAGAAGUUUGUUGGAAGCAAAAAAAGCCCAGUGGAGGAAAGAGCUUGAUGAACAGGUUGCUUUAAAGAAGAAAGAAAAAGAAGCUUCUGAAAAAUGGAAUAAUCCAUGGAAAAAAUCUGAAAGUGAUAAAAUAGAAUGGGAAAAACUUCAAAUUCUGGAUCAUUCUAAGACUUCUGCCUGCUCUUCUAGCAUUCUGUCACAGUCUCCUAGUCAGGUAAUGGCGAUCCAUGCUGAUGGGCCCUCACUGCCUCGAGCUAGUCAGAUUUCACAGGAAGCAGUACUGCUGGCGCACCCUUUCAGUGCUGUGAAACAAGAACAGCAGAGAAAAUGGAUUGAAGAGUUGAACAAACAAAUAGAAGAUGACCGGCAAAAAAAAGCAGAGGAGAAAAUUAUAUCCUCAAUGGGUGAGGAACAUGACAGAUGGGCGAUGCAUUUUGAUUCCUUAAAGAACUAUCCCGGUUCUCAGUCUCGACUAUCCUCUCAGUCAGUGCAAAAACAACCAGAGUACUUCUGUGUCUCUCCGGACACUCAGGAGCUGGCUGAUAUCAGCAGUCUGUAUACACCUACAGUUGGAAGCCAGAUUGAACCUUCAGAGGAGGAACAUACAGUGAAACCUUUUAGAGAUACAGCUGUGGCAAACAUUCAGAAAACGAACUUUCUCCGUUCUAUGACUGCUCUUUUGGACCCAGCUCAGAUUGAAGAACGAGACAGGAGGCGACAAAAGCAGUUAGAACAUCAGAAAGCUAUCACUGCUCAAGUAGAAGAGAAGCGCAAGAAAAAGCAGCUCGAAGAAGAGCAGAGAAAGAAGGAGGAGCAAGAGGAGGAGCGCCGCUUAGCCCGGGAACGAGAACAGAUGCAGAGACAGUAUGAAGAAGACAUACUUAAGCAAAAACAAAAGGAAGAAAUGAUGACUCUGCAGACGAAUAAGCUGUUCCAGACGAUGCAGAGAGCGCAGGAGCUGGCCCAGAGACUGAAACAAGAGCAGAGAAUCCGAGAAUUGGCUCAGAAGGGACAUGACCCUUCUAGAUUGAUUCAAAAUCUAGGCAUUGAUAGAAUACAAGUGGAAUAUAAUGCCUCUACUAACAACACUGCAAACUCAAGACAUGGCUUGGAUAAAGUGAGCAGUAAAAUGGAUACAUGUAUCAACUCUACAGCCUCUCCCAGGAAGGACACUGCUGUGCAGACAGAUGACUUAAGUAUAGGAAUAUUUACCAAUACAGAAUCACGCUGUGGAUCAGUAUCAGAGAGGGAAAUUAUAAAUUGUUCAUCCCCUGAGAUUGCUGCAGAAUUUAAUGAACAGUUUAACACUAAGAAUAACAAUCAAGAACUAGUAAGUCCGAUUAAAGGAGCCAACUUAGAAAAAGAAAACAGCUGGUAUAAUGACCAGUGUAAUCAGACCACAAGAACAGAGAAGCAAACAAAACAUAUGAAGAAAUGUCCUAAAAGACCUGACUGGAACAUAAAUAAGCCACUCAGAAGGUAUAUUCCAGCGUCAGAAAAGUACCCUAAACAACUUCAAAAGCUGAGAGAAGAAAAAAAGGUAAGAAGGCAGAUGGAACUGCUUCAUUUGAUUGAAAGAAGUAAUCCUGGACAAAUCUCUCAAAAUAGAGGCACUUCACCAGAAGUUCUUGAUUCAUCUCAAGAAACUGAGCCAAGUUUCAGGCGGCAGCUAGUCAGAAAGGAAGAAGAACCUCUGAGAACUAAUUGUUUUAGCAAGGAAAGGUCUCAGUCGCCACCAAUUCUGGCAGUGAAAAGCAGAACGCAACAAACUCAGACACUAAAAAAUAGUAAUUAUGAAAGAGAGAAUCUGAUCUCAGGACAUAGUCAAACAGAAUUAUCACCUGGGAUUUCUGAUCCAUUUCAUUUUAUUCCGUAUGUCCGAACCAACGAGGUCUAUUACCUGGAUCCAGAUGCACCGCUGUCUAGGCCUGUAACCCAGGAUCCUCACUACGAAAACGCACAUGACCAAGAACAAGAGCUGUUUGCCUCUGACCAUCUCAGGGACCCACUUCUUAAUCCUAACUUGGUGAAAAACAGGGAUCGACAACAAGCAAUCCUUAAGGGACUAUCAGAUCUGAGACAGGUACGAGCCUUUCAAAAGUGUAGGUGUGACCAUAUUCUGGUGGAGGACUCUGAUAGAAUGGCUAAGCAGUUACUUAAGCCUAACUGAUGGAUUACAUGACUUAGGUCAUCUCUUUUCUUCUAUUUGAUUCACAUUGUCAUCUCUUAGAGUAUUUCUUUCCAGCAUGAAAUCAUGAGACGUGAGUAUUAAAACAAUUUUAUUGAAUGAAAAUGCAUACAUUUGAAAUGGCAAAGCAUGAUCAAUAAGGCCUGAAAACCAAAGGCAGAAAAUAAGUACAGUUGUGGUUUAAUUCUUAGUAAUGCAGUUCACAGUUUUUAAAAAUGAAUGUAUUGGCUGUGUUUAGAACAGAGCAUUGACAUAAGACCCAAAGAGCACUAUAUACUCAGUGUGAAAUUACAUGUAUUGUCUUACCAGACUUUUUCUCCCAGACCAACUGUGACUCAUUACCUUUCUCAGCUAAAAAAUCCAAUAUUUAAGUCUAUAUAACUUUUCUCUAUCAGGUAGCCUUGAAGAAACACCUGUUGCUGUGCUUUAAAAAAUAAUGACAUACAAAACUGCGUUUGCAGUUAGUUCUGAUUCACAGUAUACUUUCCCCAAAUAAACUGUAGUUUUAGGAGUACCUUUUCCGUGUCCAGUCAUUUACAAAUGCCUCAUCUAUUUUAAGUUGUUGAUUCAAGUGUUUGUUAACAUUUUUUUUUUCUAUAAAGCUAGAAAAUCACCCCCACUAAUACAGGAUUAUCAAGAAUCCUUUAGCUUUUUUUACACGUUAGCAUUGGUUACACCUGGAUUGAGUUUUGUAACUCAAGCUCGGUAAUUCACACAGAUUUUACUUACAUUACCUUUUAAAAUGACAAGCAUACUCUAGAGGAGACAAAUAGUUGUGAGGUUAAGAGAAAGAAUGUAAUAUACAUACACCUUCACCUAUAUAGUGACCAUGUCUUAUUUCAGCAGGGCCUUGUGCUAGCCACUAAGGUUAAUGCAGUCAGCACAUACACUGGAUGUUAAGGGAGACUCAUGAUCUUUUUAAGACAUUUGAGGAAAAGGUAAGGGGUGGCGCCUCUUUAAGGAAGGCCAUCUCUAUUGGUUUUACGCUAAAAAUAUGAAGACAGUGUUACAAAUCUAUAAUAGUUCUAUCUAUCUAUAUAGUAAGUACAGUAUCCGAGUGAGAAAGUCUGGUAUAAAAAUUGAAAACAUGUUUUCAAAGUAAAUAUAGAAUAGGGUUAAUUUGCACACCUUACUAACAAAUCAAUGUGAUUUCAGGGCCUUCUCCAGAAGCAAAGGGAGUUGGAAACUAAUCUCAUGCCUUUAGCUGCAAAUCAAGAAGAGAAUUUUAGUUCUUCGUUUUAAAUGUAGAAAAUUAAAUCCUUCAUUUGUGUUCCAAAUUAUAAAAUGUGGUUGUUGCUUAACUGUUUUUACAGGUAGCCUAAAUUUAUUUUUUAAAUGCUUAUUUAAAACUUGUACAUAAUGUAGAAAAAUGCUGUGUAUGUAUAUUAUGUAUUUAAAACAAUAAAACAGUUUCAUAAAAGCUCA
Capra hircus (goat) is the source of this 4155-nucleotide messenger RNA. It is a transcript of the gene CCDC66, whose product is annotated as coiled-coil domain containing 66. Gene Ontology annotation, molecular function: microtubule binding. The transcript has 18 exons. NCBI's taxonomy places the organism in Eukaryota, Metazoa, Chordata, Mammalia, Artiodactyla, Bovidae. The record is from RefSeq and is a predicted model, not a curated record. Gene Ontology annotation, cellular component: microtubule; photoreceptor inner segment; cilium. Bases 79 to 2712 code for a protein of 877 amino acids. Gene Ontology annotation, biological process: cilium assembly.